AUAAAUGGGAGUUUAUUGAGAAGGGGCAGGUUUCCGGCAGAAAGACAGCCGAGGUUUGCCCGCGCGUAGACGAAGGGGAUUUAUGCUUCGCGAGGGGGGAAUAAUCCCAGAACGGCAGCAGCCAUGGAUGCGAGGAGCGACCCGGAGGUGAGUGAGCGGCUUGCGGACAAACAUGACUGCCAACAAGUGUUCGAAGGCUGUGCCUCGAGCAGGAGGGGGUAAAGCUCCCCAGGAAGUCCCCGACAGGUGCCGCUCCACAUCGGCGUCUCCUGUUCUCGCUGCCAGUCAGCGGCCGAGCCAGCAGCCUGUCCUCAGCGACGGGGAGAACUCGGGGAAGCAGAGACGCUACGCCAGGACCGACGGCAGGUUCCUAGCGCGCGCUGAAUGGAGCAGCAAGACCUUCUGCGGCGGUGCGGCGCUCACUGGUGACACCGACUUCCGAGGCGGUCUCACCAAGUCAAAGAGCAUCAGCUGUUUGGACAACCGGCUCUCCAUCUACAAGCCUCAGGCCCCAACCAAAUCCUGCCAGGAAAGUCCAGGCGCCCAGGAGCAACUAGGGGAACCCUCCAGGGGCGAUGGACUAAACGGCAGGCCCCUGAGUUGGAGCACACUCUCCCUGGGACCUUCCUCGAACCAAAGCCACAAGAGCACUCUCUCUCUGCCCCGCUCGGGAGCGGGUGUCCCCCCCACCGCCAUCCGCAAAAAGAUCUCAGAAUGGGAGUGCCGCAGGGCAGCUCUGCCUAGGAUGAGCUUGUGUGUCGAUAAAAGAGGAGAGCGUGUAGGGGGCAGCGAGGGCUGCCCCAGCCUGCUCUCUUCUCCUUGUAGCGAGAAAACCUUUGACUUCAAGGCUGUUCGCAGGAUGAGCACGGCUUUCUCCGAAUGCUCCUACACAGAGGAAGAGGAAGGGGUUUCCGACAAAGAUGGCGUGGGCCGCUUCAAGAAGAGGAUUGGGAAGACGGAGUCCUCGGGAACAUUCGUGCGCUCCCUGUCCGCCCGGAAGGAGACGUCGGCGGUUCUCAACAGGAUACAAAAGAUAGAGCAAGCCCUGAAGGAGAACCCCAGCCCGUCCCCUCCACGAUAUCUGAGCAAUUGCUAUGCUCCCGACAAGACAAGACAAAAGUCGUUUGUGAUAGGCGACGACUUGGACAGCACUUGCACCAGUAAGCGCAGCAGCAUUUGCUCAGUGGCCACGGAACCGGAUGCCGUUUUGGUGUCCGAUAAGCUCUGUAAGCUCAGACAAAGGUUUAGCAUGUGCUCGGGCAGGUCCGAGAGCCCGGAACCACCGGGCCACCCGGCCGCUGUCGGCACGCCCGUCAACCCCUUACCUAAACCCAAACGCACUUUUGAGUACGACGCCAAGCGGGACCAGGAGGGCGAGUCGCCGGGCAACGGACUACCUCCAAGCAAAGCCCCCGAGUCCCCCCCCCCGCCGCUGCCCUUGACCCCUGCGCCCAGUGUGAAUCGAAUGGGGAAGACGGAGCGGAGCCCCCCGGCGAGACCGCAGGACAGGGAGUCAUGUGAGUCGGAAAAUGCUACGAGUAGUCUGCCUUCUUCUUAUCCGUCCUCACCUACAGAGAACGGCACACUGACCACAGGCACACGGAGUCGGCCCAACUCCAAAGGCACUUUAGAGGAGAAUGCCUAUGAAGACAUAGUAGAGAAGGAGAACCCGUAUGAGGAUGUUGACCUGAAGCGGAAGAGUUUGGGUCGGAAGUCAUGUCUGCUGGAGAGCAACAGAUUGUGGACCACCAUGGAUAGGAAGCCGAACUCUCCGCCUCAGAAAGGCCCAUCUGCACAUUUUGAUCCGUCGCUUAAACGCAGCAGCACUUGUAUCCCUAUAAAAAAGUUGCCCUCCAAACCCAGUAGCCAGUCCCUUCGCCUCCCUGGUCCAAGUGACAGGAAGAGCCAUCGCAUGUCACAGUUGUCCAAGCGCUACAGCCACGAUGAAAUGCUGCUUCCCUCUCAGCGGGGUGGAUCUACGUCACCUUGUGGCCGGCUGACGGACGAAAGCCUCUGUAGCGCUAGUGAUACUUUGGCCUCACACAGGCACUGGAGGAUCCCCAAGCUCGUCCAGCGGAUCAACUCCAUUUACUGCACUAAACGAGGGAAGAAGAGGCUGAAGAAGCUGAACAUGUCCAAUGUUGAGACGGCAUCGCUGAGAGAUGACAACAGUGAGAGUGAGAGUGACUCUGAUGACAGGUUCAAAGCUCACACCCAGAGGUUGCUGAAACUGCAGUCCAUCCUUCGACGGGCGCCCAGCUACCGCACGCUGGAGCUGCAGCUCAUUGAAUGGCAGGAGAGAGAACUCUUUCAGUAUUUUGUGGUCGUUUCUCUGAAAAAGAAACCCAGCAAAAACUCCUACUCCCCGGAGGUCACCUACCAGUUCCCUAAGCUAGAGAGACCCACCAAGCAGAUGAGGGAGGCCGAACAGAGACUCAAAGCCAUACCUCAGUUUUGUUUUCCAGAUGCGAAGGACUGGAGUCCUGUGUCUGAGUACACCAGUGAGACUUUCUCCUUCAUGUUGACUGGAGAGGACGGCAGCAGGAGGUUUGGUUACUGUAGACGCCUGCUGCCCACUGGGAAAGGACCUCGCCUUCCAGAGGUGUACUGUGUCAUCAGCAGACUGGGCUGUUUUGACUUGUUCUCUACGAUCCUGGAUGAGGUAGAAAGGCGUCGAGGCGUCUCAGCAGCCCUCGUCUACCCCUUCAUGAGGAGUCUAAUGGAGUCCCCCUUCCCUGCACCAGGGAAAAUUAUCAAAGUAAAGACCUUUCUGCCCGGUGCAGGAAAUGAGGUCAUCGAGCUGAGGCGGCCCACAGACUCCAGACUGGAGCAUGUGGACUUCGAUAGCCUUUUCAGUUGUCUCAGUGUGCGGCAGGUGAUACGAGUGUUUGCCUCGCUGCUGCUGGAGCGCCGGGUCAUCUUUGUGGCUGAUAAACUCAGUACCUUGUCCAGCUGCAUGCACGCAGUGGUGGCGCUGCUCUACCCUUUCUCCUGGCAACACACCUUCAUUCCCGUGCUGCCGGGCUCCAUGUUGGACAUUGUUUGCUGUCCCACUCCCUUCCUGGUGGGGCUGCUGUCCAGCUCUUUGCCAAAGCUGAAGGAGUUGCCCGUAGAAGAGGCGUUAAUGGUGGACCUGGGAACUGACCGAUUCAUUCGACAGAUGGACGACGAGGCCUCGCUGUUACCACGGAAACUUCAGGCGGCUCUUGAGCAAGCACUGGAGCAGAGGAAUGACAUCAUCAGCCAGGACUCGGACAGUGAGUCAGACGAAGAGUACAACUCCUUGAACAGCCUGGUGUCAGAGGCUUUCAUCCGCUUCUUCCUGGAGACCAUCGGACAUUACUCCUUGUUCAUCCCUCAGAACGAGCGCGGAGAGCGCAUUUUCCAAAGAGAGACCUUCCGUAAAUCGGUGGCGUCCAAAAGCAUCCGUCGUUUCCUGGGUGUCUUCAUGGAGUCGCAGAUGUUUGCUGGUUUCAUUCAGGAUCGGGAGCUGAGGAAGAACCGGGCUAAAGGAUUGUUUGAGCAAAGGGUGGAUCAGUAUCUGGAGGAGCUGCCAGACACAGAGCAAAGUGGAGUCAACAAGUUUCUGAAAGGCCUCGGAAGUAAAAUGAAGUUUCUCCACAAAAAGAACUGAGGGGAACUCCUCAUGUUUUGAGUCUUACAACAAACAGAAGACCUGAAGUCUCAAGUCGCUGCAUUGUGAUGAUUCUCACCUUUUUAACGCUUUCCUUUGUUUUUUAAAUGUGUACAUAUUUCACUGUAAGCUGGCUGUGAUAUUCUUCAGUGUAUGUUUAUAGUUCCUUAUGAGAUAGCGACAGUAAGACGGAGCUCAGUGAGUGAGCCGUAGAGUAACCACUGAUGUCAGGUGUUCUUGUGAAGAGUGUUAUCAGGGUGUGUGAGUGUAUGUGACCUGACAGGUUGUAGAUGUACAGUCCAUAUGGUUUUAGUUUCGCAAUAUUUCACCAGCCUUGUCCUCUGUUUAAGGAGUGUGGAACCGCUUUGAAAACUGUACAUGCAUCAAGACAAUGAAGAAAAUGAUUGUAACUCAUCAUUGAGCCUUUGCAAUCUUUUAUUAAAAAAUUGUAUAAAUUCUUCAAAGUGCACUAUAUUGAGUUUACUUGUAAUAAGCACGUUAUUAUUUGUGUUGUUAACUGUUGCUUAAAGGUCAAACGUUUUUUUCUUACCGACACUUCCCAGUCAUAUCAGCCAAAACCACUUAUCAAUAAAAACCUUACAGAUGUACUCAUCAGCCUUUAUUUCUGACAAAACGAGACCCAAAGCAUAUAGACGUCCAUUUCAAUAACCAAAAUACUUAAAUUACAGUUCGCCGGAUGAUAUGAAGAAUCUUCUCCUUUUGCAUCCGUCAUCUCAAUGACAGCUUCCCCCAAAGCUAUGCAUGAGGGGAGGUUGGUGGGAUCCCAAAAGGCACAGUUAGUCUGGCACCAGCUCCCACAUGCUGCCGGCAACCUUAUUACGUC
This is a messenger RNA of Pungitius pungitius (ninespine stickleback), 4478 nucleotides long. RefSeq names its product DENN domain containing 2B (gene dennd2b). Gene Ontology annotation, biological process: positive regulation of ERK1 and ERK2 cascade. The record is from RefSeq and is a predicted model, not a curated record. The coding region runs from base 173 to 3634 and encodes 1153 amino acids. The transcript is spliced from 21 exons. Lineage: Eukaryota; Metazoa; Chordata; Actinopteri; Perciformes; Gasterosteidae.